Linum trigynum is the source of this 3408-nucleotide messenger RNA. Lineage: Eukaryota; Viridiplantae; Streptophyta; Magnoliopsida; Malpighiales; Linaceae. The record is from the annotation of a GenBank genome assembly.
AUGGUGAAGAAGAAACGCAAGGGCACCCAGUCCGGAGUUAGUGAACCCACCCGUAUUCGAAUUGGAGAUAUGCUAAGACGAUUUCGUGCUUCAGAAGAUCAAGUUCUCACUUUUGAAGCUGGCCUAUCAGACACAGAGCGUGCUCUGGUGCACAUGAUUUCAAGGAAGUUGGGAUUGAAAUCCAAGAGUAAAGGGAAAGGAAAUGAGCGCUGUGUUUCUGUUUCCAAGAAUCCAAAGAAGGAAAAGAAAAAAGGAAAGAAUGAAAAUCUAAGCUGUUUGGCUUUUUCAGAAGGAUCACAAAUGAUCUUACAGGAUUUAUUUUCACGCUACCCUCCUGAAGAUGAAGAACUAGGUACUAGAUUGAUUCAGGACAAUAGGGGUAAACAAGAAAGGAAAAGAGGGAAAGAUUCAAUGUUCUCUUUGCCCUUAUUAAGCAAAGAUGAGAUAAGAAAAAAGCUUAACUUGCUCAGUUCAAUGGUGAAAAAGGAUCCUCGUUUCAGACAGACUUUUGAAUCAAGGUCUAAGCUCCCUAUUGCAUCCUUUAGCGAAGUCAUCAGAUCUACUGUGGAUUCUAACCAGGUUGUUCUCAUAUCUGGCGAGACUGGUUGCGGGAAAACUACUCAGGUCCCACAAUUUUUGUUGGAUCAUCUCUGGAGCAGAGGGGAGGUGUGCAAAAUAGUAUGCACACAACCUCGGCGUAUCUCUGCAAUGUCAGUUGCUGAUAGAAUCUCUCAUGAAAGGGGCCAGAUUACUGGGGAUGAUGUUGGAUACAAGAUUCGGUUGGAAAGUAAGGGAGGCAGGCACUCAUCAAUUGUGUUUUGCACAAAUGGAGUUUUGCUUAGGGUGCUUGUUUCCAGUGGCACUAGUUUAUCCAAGUCUUCGAGCAAGCAUGAUGUAGAAAUGUCUGGCAUAACUCACAUUAUAGUGGAUGAAAUCCAUGAGCGGGAUCGCUAUUCAGAUUUCAUGCUGACGGUUAUCAGAGACAUGCUUCCUUUAUAUCCUCACCUCCGACUGAUACUGAUGAGUGCUACUCUAGAUGCGGAAAGAUUUGCACAGUAUUUUGGCGGCUGCCCAGUUAUCCGUGUUCCUGGUUUCACUUAUCCUGUCAGAACUUUCUAUUUGGAGGAUGUACUUUCUAUCCUGAAAUCUUCAAGUGACAAUCAUCUUGAUAUUUUUUCUAUCCUGAAAUCUUCAAAUGACAAUCAUCUUGAUUCUGCUAUUCUAUCCUCCACUGGGUGCUCUGAACUGACUGAGGAAGAUACUGCUGCUUUGGAUGAAGCUAUUAAUCUGGCUUGGUCAAAUGAUGAGUUUGAUCUUCUCAUGGAUUUGGUGUCCUCUGAAGGGAACCCAAAAAUUUAUAACUAUCAGCAUUCCUUGACUGGGUUAACCCCAUUGAUGGUCUUUGCUGGGAAGGGUAGAGUGGGGGAUGUUUGCUUGCUCCUCUCUUUUGGUGCCGACUGCCAUUUGAAGGACAAUGAUGGUAUGACGGCAUUGGCAUUAGCUGAGAGGGAAAACCAGCAUGAAACUGCUCAAGUAGUAAAAGGUCAUGUCAGAAGGGCCCUGUCUGACCCCACGCAACAACAAAAUUUACUUGAUAAAUAUCUCACAACAGUCAAUCAUGAUCUUGUUGAUGUUAUUCUUAUAGAGCACCUACUAAAGGAAAUAUGCAAGGACUCUACAGAAGGUGCUAUAAUUGUCUUCCUUCCAGGAUGGGAGGAUAUAAAUAAAACCAGAGAGAGGUUACAUGCGAACUCUUUCUUUGCAGAUACAUCUAGGUUUUUGAUAAUCUCGCUUCAUUCUAUGGUUCCACCGGGUGAGCAAAAGAAGGUUUUUAAUCGCCCCCCUCGAGGUUGCCGCAAAAUAGUCCUUUCAACUAACAUAGCAGAAAGUUCCAUUACUAUUGAUGAUGUUGUCUAUGUCAUAGACAGUGGGCGAAUGAAAGAAAAAAGCUAUGAUCCUUAUAACAAUGUGUCCACUCUUCAAACUUCAUGGAUAUCGAAGGCAAGUGCAAAGCAAAGGGAGGGACGUGCAGGCCGCUGUCAGCCUGGAAUAUGUUACCAUCUUUAUUCAACAGUCCGAGCAGCUUCUCUACCUGACUUUCAUGUUCCUGAAAUCAGGAGAAUACCAAUUGAAGAGCUCUGUCUGCAGGUGAAGCUAUUGGAUCCCAAUUGCAAGAUACAGGAUUUUCUGCAGAAGACUCUGGAUCCGCCGAUUUCUGAGUCCAUCAGCAAUGCAAUUGGUGUUCUUGAAGAGAUUGGUGCUUUAUCAGCUGAUGAGCAGUUGACUGAACUCGGGAAAAAGCUGGGCUGCUUACCUGUUCAUCCGUUAAUCAGCAGAAUGCUCUUCUUUGCUGUCUUGAUGAAUUGCCUUGAGCCUGCUUUGACUAUAGCAUGUGCUGCUGACUAUAAAGACCCGUUUACACUCCCUAUAUCACUGGAUGAGAAGAAAAGAGCAAAUGCUCGUAGGCUCGAGCUUGCUUCUAUAUAUGGUGGAUACAGCGAUCAGCUAGCGGUGGUAGCAGCUUAUGAUUGCUGGAGGAAUGCUAAGGAAAGAGGGCAAGCAGCAAGGUUUUGUUCUGAUUAUUAUGUGUCCCCUGGCACCAUGAACAUGCUGCAUGGUAUGCGUAAGCAUCUCCAAGGGGAGCUUAUUCGUAAUGGCGUUGUACCACAAGAUGUCUCAAGAUGCAGCACGAAUGCGCAUGAUCCUGGCAUAAUUCGUGCUGUUCUUGUGGCUACUGUGUAUCCGAAUGUUGGGAAAUUCUUGCCGCCUAAAAAUGGUAAACGUGGUGUCAUACAGACCACAGAUGGUGCUAAAGUUCGGUUGCAUCCUCAUUCUCUUAAUUUCCGAUUAUCAACUAAAAGAAGCGAGGACUGCCCCCUGGUAAUAUAUGAUGAGGUGACUCGUGGAGAUGGUGGCACGCAUAUAAGGAACUUUACUGUUGUUGGUCCACUCUCCCUUCUCCUCCUUGCUACAGAAAUUGCAGUUGCUCCUGCAAAUGACGAUGUCGAUGGCUAUGACGAUAAAGAAGGAAGUGAUGUUGCUGACACGGAUAGUGACGUUGAAGAUGCAAUAGAAAUUGAUGAUGAGUAUAAUGGCAAGAAACUCAUGUCUGCUCCUGAUAAUUCUGUGAUUGUUGUUAUGGACAGGUGGCUUCUUUUCCGAUCGUCAGCCAUCGAUGUUGCUCAGAUUUACUGCUUGAGAGAGCGGUUAUCUGCUGCAAUCUUAUUCAGAGUAACUCAUCCCCGAAAGGCGCUUCCACCUGCUCUUGAAGUCUCUAUGAAUGCAAUAGCUCGUGUUCUCUCUAACGAUGGGCUAUCUGGGAUUCCCUUGCCGAUCCAAUUUCACGGGAUUGUCAACGGUGGAGAUAUCCAGAAGAACAAGCAUAACGCGAAGGGAGCGGAGAGUUGA